Molecule: messenger RNA, 1296 nt
Organism: Penicillium odoratum
Lineage: Eukaryota; Fungi; Ascomycota; Eurotiomycetes; Eurotiales; Aspergillaceae
Product: putative salicylate hydroxylase
Exons: 7
Coding region: 1-1296 (431 amino acids)
Biological process (GO): secondary metabolite biosynthetic process
Molecular function (GO): monooxygenase activity; FAD binding
Source: RefSeq, a predicted model, not a curated record
AUGGAUAUCCCUCAGGCAAUUUGUCCUUUGGACGUGAUCGUUGUCGGGGCCGGCAUUGGUGGCAUGGCAGCGGCCCUGACAUUAGGUUUGCGAGGCCAUCGGGUCACCAUUCUUGAGGCGGCACCAAAGCUCAUGGAGGUGGGAGCUGGAAUCCAGGGUUCUCCAAACAUGCUGCGACUAUUUGAUCGGUGGGGCGUCUCGGAUUUGAUCCACGCUCAAGAUGUUGCUCUAGAGCAUAUUCACAUUCGGCGAUGGGAGGAUGGCUCCCUUCUCGCGACCAUGCCCGUCAAUAAGUCCUUUGGACAGCAAGUGGUCAUCCACCGCGCAGAUUUGCACAACGCCUUGAUUGAAAAGGCAUUGGAAUUAGAGAACGUGGAGUUGCGAGUGAAUUCCAUGGUGACCAGUGUCGAAUUCAGCCCUGCUUCAGUCACAUUGGCCAACGGCAACGUGGUUCGUGGCGACGUUGUCAUUGGGGCCGACGGAAUCAAAUCCACUGUACGGGAUCACUUGUUGAACGACUCCUCCAUCAAAGCUAUUGCAACUGGAGACGCUGCAUACCGGAUCAUGCUUCCUCGUAGUGUUAUGGAAGCAGACCCGGAAUUGAAAAAAUUGAUCGACGAGCCGCAGGCGACUCGCUGGCUGGGUCCCGAGCGUCACAUUAUCGCAUACCCCGUGCGCAACCACGAGCUGUAUAACAUCGUUCUUUUGCACCCAGAUCGCCAAGAGGUCGAAGAGUCAUGGACAACCAAAGGUUCAAAGCAAGCCAUGGUUGACAACUAUCAAGGAUGGGAUCCGAAAGUGAGGAAAAUGAUUGACUUGGUGGAGGAUGACGAAGUCCUUGAGUGGAAACUGUGUCUGCAUCGCCCUCUCAAAACUUGGAUUCGGGGAUCAGUGGCGAUGCUUGGCGAUGCGUGUCACCCAAUGCUCCCUUAUGUUGCCCAAGGCGCGGCACAAGCAGUGGAGGAUGCGGCGGCACUGGGUGUUCUUUUGUCGACUAUUACCACCCGUCAUGAAAUCCCUCGUGCACUGCAGGUAUAUGAAAAGUCCAGGAAACAACGAGCAGAGACCGUACAGGCAUCAGGCUCUGAAAAUCGCAUCGCGUUGCAUUUCCCAGAUGGACCUGAGCAAAUCGCUCGUGACAAGCAAUUCCUCGCGGCGGCUACUGGCACCAACCCAGACAAAUGGUCUGAUCGUGAGACACAAAAAUUUCUGUGGGGUUGGGAUGCAGAGCAGGCAGCCUUGGAUGAGUGGAAGAAAGCGGGAACGAGUGAGACUAAGGUAAACGCCAGUCUCUAG